ACAUACUACAUAGUUAACCCAGAGGAAGUGAAGAACCCACCUAAUGCGAAACAGAAGGGGAUAGUCUGCUACUCUGCUCUCCACUCAGCAGCAAGCUAUUGGAACUUGGAAGCUGAUCCGUGAUGGCUGCCUUCUGAAUUAUCGAUGGCCGUUCUCUCCGAAGUCGUCUCUCUUUCAAAACCUUAGCACAGCAGCUUCGCGCGAUAAAUCUUUAGUCUACAUCCAUGGUCAAGUACGAUCUCAUGGCCCGAACCGUGCUGGAACCUCUGUCCACCUUCGAUAUCUCGGCCCAUUCUCGCACUUCAAUUCGCUCCAUCGCCGUCUCUUCCGGCCCCGAUCCCCCAACUCUAAUCUACAUCGGUACGUACUCCGGAUCCUUACUCCUGCUUGCCACCAAUUCCGUCUCCGCGUCUAACCGUGCUGCGACUCCCGACGACCGCGACGAUGAUUCCAAGAGGAAAAUUUCCUUUAUGCGGAGUGUUUCAGUUGGGGAUUCUCCUGUGGAAACAGUGCUGCUCCUUGGUGAGAUUGGGAAACUUCUAGUUCUCUGCGACGGUUCCUUGUUUUUUACCGACUCGCUAUUGGAUCAGCAGCUCAAGAAAUUGAGUUUGGUUAAGGGAGUUUCUGCAAUUGCGAAGAGAAUCAUCAGUGACGAGUCGUGUAGCUCUGACAUAUUGAGUAUCUUGGCUACUACGACCAAUUCGGAAUCUUCGAGUGCGAGUCUGCGCAUUUUGCAGAAAUUGGGCGGCGGGGUUAGAGCUAACGGAGUGAAAACCAGAGACUCCACCCAACAAGUUGAAGGCAACUGUAACGUUUUUGCAGUUGCGGUUGGUAAAAAGAUCGUAUUGGUAGAGCUUGUAUUUGGCAGCGAUUCCAGAACAGUGAAACAUGAAGGUGGUGCUAGCGGUUUGAAUGGUUCUUUUGUGAUGCUGAAAGAGAUCCAGAGUAGUGUUGAAGGAGUUAAAACGAUUGCAUGGCUCAAUGACUCGAUAAUUGUUGGUACAAUGAUGGGGUAUAGCUUAUUUUCCUGUGUCACUGGGCAAAGUGAGGUUAUCUUCAGCUUGCCCGAUUCUUCUAGAUCGCCAUUGCUAAAAGUGUUGUGGAAAGAGAAGAAGGUCUUGUUGUUGGUUGACAAUGUUGGAGUUGUUGUUAAUGAUAAUGGGCAGCCAGUUGAUGGGAGCUUGGUUUUCCGUGGUCAUCCUCAAUCAGUUGGAGAGUUGUCUUCUUAUGUUGUUAUUGUGAGGGAUGGAAAGUUGGAAUUGUAUCAUAAGAAAUCAGGUAGUUGUGUUCAGACGGUUGUAUAUGGAGGGGAAGGAGUUGGGCCUUGUCUAAUAGCGGGCGAGGAAGGUGGGGACAGUAAAUUGAUUACCAUAGCAACGUCUACUAAGGUUAUCUGUUAUCAUAAGGUGCCUUAUGAAGAACAAAUUAAAGAUCUACUGAGAAAGAAAAACUUCAAAGAAGCAAUGGCUUUAGUAGAGGAGCUCAAAUGUGAAGGCGAAUUGAGAAACGAUAUGCUGUCCUUCAUACAUGCUCAAGUGGGGUUCCUCUUGCUUUUUGACCUGCAUUUUAAGGAGGCAGUUGAUCACUUUUUGCAAUCAGAAACAAUGCAGCCAUCUGAGCUUUUCCCAUUUAUCUUGCGAGACCCGAACCGUUGGUCUUUGCUGGUUCCUAGAAACAGAUACUGGGGUUUACAUCCUCCUCCUGCACCACUUGAGGAUGUUGUAGAUGAUGGCUUGACUGCUAUCCAACGGGCUGUUUUUCUAAAAAAGGCUGGCGUAGAUACUGUUGUGGAUGAAAAUUUUCUCCUGAAUCCACCAAACAGAGCUGAAGUUCUUGAAUUGGCAAUCAAAAGCAUCAUCAGAUACCUGGAGAUAUCUCGUGUAAAAGAGUUGCCUCUGCUGGUGAGGGAGGGUGUGGACACGCUACUGAUGUAUCUCUACAGAGCCCUUAACAAUGUUGAUGAUAUGGAAGCACUUGCUUCUUCUGAGAACAACUGCAUUGUGGAGGAAUUGGAAACUCUGUUAGAUGAAUCUGGGCACCUACGGACGCUAGCCUUUUUGUAUGCAAGUAAAGGGAUGAGCUCAAAGGCUCUUUCAAUAUGGCGCAUUUUUGACAGAAACUAUUCAUCCGGUCUGUGGAAAGAUCCUGCUGAGGACAACGACGUACAAAGUAGUGCAACAAAUAUUCUUUCUGGUAGAGAGACUGCUGCUACUGAGGCGUCAAAAAUCCUUGAGGAAUCAUCUGAUCAAGUUUUGGUUUUGCAACAUCUUGGAUGGAUUUCAGAUGUUAAUCCAAUACUUGCAGUUCAAGUUUUGACAUCUGAGAAAAGAGCAGAUCAGCUUUCACCUGAUGAAGUAAUUGCAGCCAUUGGUCCGAAAAAGGUUGAAAUACUCCAAAGGUACCUCCAGUGGUUGAUUGAAGAUCAAGACUCAGUGGACACAAACAUUCACACAUUGUAUGCCCUUUCGCUUGCAAAGUCAGCAACUGAAACCAUUGAACUGGAAAGUUCCUUCCAGGACUCUGACGAUGGAAGAAUAGAGGUGACUAGAUUUGCCAACUCUGAGAGGAGCACAAUCUUUCAGAGUCCUGUGCGUGAAAGGUUGCAGAUAUUCUUACAGUCGUCAGAUUUAUAUGAUCCAGACGAAGUCCUUGUGUUAAUAGAAGGAUCAGAAUUGUGGCUGGAAAAGGUUCUUUCAUGGCUCUUUCUCAGCUAUGUGUUUACAUUGUCCCAUUGGUCAUGGAUAAUUAUUCGCACUCUAGUUUGCAUAUUUAAGUACAACUUUCUUUUACAGGCUAUCUUGUACCGGAAACUAGGGCAAGAGUCAUUGGUGCUACAGAUUCUGGCCUUGAAGCUCGAGGACAGUGAAGCUGCUGAGCAUUAUUGUGCAGAAAUUGGAAGACCAGAUGCCUAUAUGCAGUUACUUGACAUGUAUUUGGAUCCACAAAACGGAAAAGAGCCUAUGUUCAAUGCUGCAGUCCGCCUCUUGCACAAUCAUGGAGAGUCAUUAGAUCCUUUACAAGUAUUGGAGGCAUUAUCUGCUGAUAUGCCCCUUCAGCUAGCCUCGGACACAAUAUUGAGAAUGUUGAGGGCUCGAGUUCAUCAUCAUCAUCAAGGAAAAAUUGUACAUAAUCUAUCGAGAGCUGUUUAUGUCGAUGCAAGACUUGCAAGAUGGGAGGAAAGGUCUCGGAAUUUGCAGAUCAGUGAUGAGAGCCUCUGUGACUCUUGUCAUGCCCGCCUUGGAACUAAGCUCUUUGCAAUGUAUCCUGAUGACACUGUUGUCUGUUACAAGUGUUACCGACGCCAAGGAGAGUCAACUUCAGUUUCAGGACGUGACUUUAAGCAAGAUAUUCUCUUCAAACCUGGGUGGCUGGUAAUUCACUAGGGAGAACUGUGUACAUCUGAACCAAGAGGCAUGACUUCUUAUGUAUCUAAUAAAACCAUGAUUGGUGGUUUCUGCUAACUUCAGUUCCAAUAAAUUUUUUGUCUACUGUCUUUGGCCUCGUGAUGUGAAAAUCAUUUGAUCUUUUCCUUCUGAGAAAAGUUGUGGGAUUUGUUAUUGUCCGAGUGUCUUCUGGUCAAAUAAUUAUUGCAGCAGACAUAAGAGAUCUUCAGGAUGGGUACCAUUAUAAAUAUAGCCGGCCCUUACUGUUUGGUGCCCGUUCUUCUCAUUUGGCGUCUUCAUCAAAUUACAUGCUUGUGCCAGAGCGUGCCAAUAGUUCAGUGCGAGAGAACAGAACUUGGAAAUCCAUAGUUUUGGCGUAUCCUAAUUCCAAAGGCAGUAACUUGGAGAAUAGCGCCUCUCGAUUGAUGUGCAGCUCUAGUUAUGCAUUCCAGAUUGCAUGUUGGCAAUGUAAUCUGAUGGUGCCAGUUCUGGGUACUGGCACAUGUGGGAUGAUGGUGCACCUGUGAAAGAAGACUCGGUGGGCAUGCAAUACACUGUUGUUUGCCUCUGGAGGAUUGAUGCUUUUUGACAAGGUAAUACGUCAUUGAGCUGCAGGGUUUAGUUAUAUCGUAACUUGGUUUAAAUCGUUACGAAUCAUUCAUAACAAACAAUAUAAAAAAAACAUAGUUGAAUCGACACUUGCUUUGCCAACUUGAGAAGAAACCUCUACUUGCUUUGCCUGCAUAGACUUGCCUCGAUAUAGGAAGAGCGUGUCUCCAGCAAUCUUUUUGUCACCUGUAGGAUAGUGGUCGUUUGGAUGUCGGAAUGUGGGAUUUCAUGGAAUGUUAACGUUCCAUGGAAUGUGAAAUGAAAUGAAUGUGACAAAGGAGUGAAAUGUUGACAUUGUUCUUUUUCUGUAAGAUGGAAUAUGGGGUGCUGGAAUUGCUCUUCAAAUGGGGAAAAAAAAGCACCAUAUUUUUAACGUGGGUGAUGGAAUUGGACAAUCCAACCCAGAUCUACCCAUGGAAUUCUGAUUCCAAC
Linum tenue is the source of this 4424-nucleotide messenger RNA. Lineage: Eukaryota; Viridiplantae; Streptophyta; Magnoliopsida; Malpighiales; Linaceae. The record is from the annotation of a GenBank genome assembly.